Purpureocillium takamizusanense is the source of this 3169-nucleotide messenger RNA. RefSeq names its product Protein disulfide-isomerase. The coding region runs from base 576 to 2714 and encodes 712 amino acids. The transcript is spliced from 3 exons. Gene Ontology annotation, cellular component: endoplasmic reticulum. Lineage: Eukaryota; Fungi; Ascomycota; Sordariomycetes; Hypocreales; Ophiocordycipitaceae. Gene Ontology annotation, molecular function: protein disulfide isomerase activity. The record is from RefSeq and is a predicted model, not a curated record.
CUACGCUGCGCACCGCACCUACGGAAAAGGUGGCUUCCUUCGUCAAUGCCGUUGCUUGGCCUCCUGCUUCCUCGACGCAGCCUGUUCGUUUCCCUUUUCGCCUUGCUUGCCCUCGCCUCGCCAAUCCAUUCAUCAACGCCCGACUCCAACGGCCACAACAUCUCCCCGCCGAACACUCGGAGCCUCGCCUGGCAGCGGGUUUGCGGCCUCUUUCCAUUCAUCCAUGUCGCCAUAGACAGUACCAGCACCCCUUACCAGCCAGACCAGACCCUCGCCUCCUUCCAACGCCAGGCGUGUCGUGUCGCACGUACCACCUCCUGAGCGAAAUCUCCUACCGACCGGGCGUGCUCCCAUCGACUUGUUUGUCACAGUAUACGCGUCCGUCCGGUCCAGACGGCCGUACACAAAAAGCCGCCGCCCUCUGCGAAACGUUGCGCGCCGUCGUGCCGCCUGCCAUUCGCCGUCGCAUCACCCUGCUCUGCGCCGAAUCGAAUUUCCUUCCGCGGGCUGGCUGCAGUCUUUCCUGAUCGCUUGCCUGGUCUCCCUGCACCAGGCGAGGUGCAACAUCGCCCACGAUGAGGCCACAUGCCCUCGCACUCCUCGCCGGGCUCGCGACCCUGGGCCAGGCGCAGUCUCUGGGGGAACGUGAUCCCGACAAGGAGGGCACCACCUUCAAUGGACUCUCCGUCCCGCCGCUGCUGGAGCUCACGCCCGCCAACUGGGACAAGGAGAUUGCGCAGUCGCGCUGGAUGCUGGUCAAGCACUAUAGCCCGUACUGCCCCCACUGCAUGGCUUUUGCUCCCACGUACCAGACCCUCUAUGAGUACUACUACACGUCGAAACCCGCCGAGGACACCUCCUUCAUCAAGUACUACGACUUCCGCUUCGCCACCAUAAAUUGUGUCGCCUACUCCGAUCUCUGCCAGGAACACGACGUGCAGUCAUACCCAACGACGGUCUUGUACGAGAAUGGUGUCAGCAGCGAGUUCGUCCGGGGUGCCAAGGACAUGGACGAAGUUAGCCAGAUGGUCGAACACGCCCUUGAGAAGACGCAUCCUGGUUCGUGGCCCAAAGACGCCGUUCUGCCCAAGCCUGGCGACACCACCGGCCCCAAGGUUGCCGCCGGCACCAAGGCAUCCGAGGAGCUGGUUGACCCGGCCAAGAAGCCUUCUUCUGACAACCCGACGGAGAAGAACGACAAGGCCAAGGCUGCUGGCACCGAGAAGUCGAGCCCAGCCUUUGGCAGCGACUGGAAGGUGUCCACGUCUGGCGACAAGGAGAAGGCCAAGGGCAAGGAACCCAAGAAGCCCGUGGCCACGCACAACCCCGACGGCGCCUCGGUUGCCCUGACGGCAGAGAGCUUCCAGAGGCUCGUGACUCUGAGCCAGGACCCGUGGCUCAUCAAGUUCUAUGCCCCUUGGUGCCCGCACUGCCAAGCCAUGGCUCCCACCUGGCAGCAGCUCGCCAAGACCAUGCGUGGCAAGCUCAACGUCGGCGAGGUCAAUUGCGACAAGGAGUCGCGCCUGUGCAAGGACGUCGGGGCGCGAUCGUACCCGACCAUCAUGUUCUUCAAGGGCGCGGACCGCGCCGAGUACACCGGGCUUCGGGGCCUCGGCGACUUUGUUCAGUACGCCGACAAGGCGGUGGAUCUGGCCAGCGGCGUCCCCGACGUGGACGCCGAGUCGUUCAAGGAGCUCGAGCAAAAGGAAGAGGUCAUCUUCGUCUACUUCUACGACCAUGCCACGACGAGCGAGGACUUUAGGGCCCUCGAGAGACUGCCCCUGGGCCUCAUCGGCCACGCCAAGCUCGUCAAGACCAAGGACCCCAAGAUGUUCAGCAGGUUCAAGAUUACGACCUGGCCCAGGCUGUUGGUUUCUCGCGAAGGCCGCCCCACGUACUACGCACCCUUGACGCCCAACGAGAUGCGGGACGUCAACGGCGUGCUCGAGUGGAUGAGGUCCGUGUGGCUGCCUCUUGUCCCCGAGCUGAACCCGUCCAACACGCGCCAAAUCUUUGACGGCAAGAUUGUGGCUUUGGGCAUCCUCAACCACAAGGACAAGGACGCCUUUGCGACGUCGCUGCGGGAAAUGAAGAGCGCGGCGAACGAGUGGAUGGACAGGCAGAUCCAGGAGUUCCAGCUUGAGAGGAAGAAGCUCCGGGACUCGAAGCAGAUGAGGAUCGAGGAGGCAGAAGAUCGCGGCGACCAGCGCGCGUUGCGUGCGGCUAAGGCGAUUCGCAUCGACAUGGGCAGCGCCGGUCGUAAGGAGGUGGCGUUUGCCUGGGUCGACGGCACGUACUGGCAGCGCUGGAUCCGCACCACCUAUGGCAUUGACGUCAAGGACGGUGAGCGCAUCAUUAUCAACGACGAAGACAAUCGGAGAUACUGGGAUAACACGGUCACGGGCAACUACAUCCUUGUCAGCCGGACGUCCAUCAUGGAGACGCUCGACAAAAUUGUUUACGGCCCGCACGUCAUCAAGCACAAGCUCACCAUUUCGGCCAUUGAGAAGGUUUUCUUCGACAUGCGGGUGGCCUUCUCGGAGCACCCCUAUCUCUCGUUUGGCUGCGUGGCGGGCAUUGCGUUCGGGCUGUACUCUUGGUUGCGGGGCCGCAGCCGUAGACGCGGCGGCCACUUUCGGCUGGACGACACCAUGGGCAUCAAAGAGCUGAAGGAGGGCCUGCUGGGCGUCAAUGGUAAUCAGAAGGCGGAUUGAGGGAGGCGAGCAGUUUUACAGCAAGAGACGGAAGCAUGAUUCAUCAGCAAACAGCGGCCGGGAUUUUGGCAGAUUACUACAGGGACGGACGACGGCGGAUACGGUCGUUUGGCCUCGUUUUCGGUUGAAGAAUGCGCGGGUGAGGACACUGGACCUCUUCAUGCAUGGCCCUAGGGGAAGAUGCGUCUUAUGUCGGCCCGACCACGUGUUGGAUUUCUCUCCCUCUCCCUCUCUCCGACACCCCGCUCGCGAGAGGAGUCAGCCAGUGGAUUUGCUCGGCCGCGGGUUAAGCGAGAGGAUUUUGCGGCGCGUCUGCGGAAAGUGAGAGGGGACACGGAGUUCCGGGGUUCGUCCAAGACUAUGGCUUUUUACGCCUGCACAUGGCAUUGACAGUGGUGGAAACGCGGGCUUGUUUGCAUAGGUUAAUCUACCCAUUUUCGAUGAUGCGGGCUGCG